ACAGGGGUCAAGGGGUCACCAGCAACCAGAGAAGAGCGCAUUUCAAGGGGAAUAAUCUUCAAAGAAAUAUCAACCCAAACAGAAUUCCCAGAUAGGUUUGCCAACAAAACCUUAUCAAUGUAUCCAUGUCCCUUCUACUCGCCUCAAAACAAUCAUGGGAGCCGAUCACUGUACAGCAGUGAUUCGGAGUUGGACUCUGACAGUGGCUACAGUAGUCCGCUACACAAAAGAAGUCAGGUAUCCAGUGUGGGCACACAGCCAGCGGAAUUUAUCCAAACUAUGUUCUUCACUCCAAAUUCUGCGGACUCAGAACAUUGUAUAUCAAAUUCUAACCAAUCAGGACAAAGACAGUAUGUAUCCAAAUCUACUCCAUCAGGGAAUAGCAUAUCAAAUAGUGGCCAAUCAGGGCAGAAUACAUUGAAUUCACUCCGACCAGGACAGACACAAAGCAUUCAAAAUUCUGUCCAAUCAGAGCAGAGUAAUGCAGUGACUCCUGCUGCUGUCUCGCAGCAAAAAAUGAGCUAUGCCAUGAUUGCUCAAAAAGUGCCUAGUCCAAAACCUAGUGUUCAACCACAAAACACACAAAGUGCAAAUGUCUGUGAUAUAUCAAGUAACUGUGAACGUUCCAGGACUGUCUCAGGGGAAAUAACUCCAAGUGCCAAGAAAUCAGUGACUAGUACAUAUAGUUCAAAAUCUGUUGAAAAAGCUGAUGAGAGUAAAAAUAGAGAAAAUGUUGGGGAAAGUGAAGCAUUGCCUGGUGAAAAGAAAAAGAGAAAAAGAAAUAGGAAACGAACGAAGAAAAUGAUAAAUGAUGAUUCCAAUAUUUCACAUGCAGUUGAGGAUGUUGAGUUACAUUUUGAAGAUGAGGAAGAAUUCCCGGAUUUGUUGGGAAGUGUUCAAACUCGCUCACCUUCAAGAGAGCGAACUUCAUCUCUGGGAAGGGAAAAGACUUUGUCAUCAAGAGAGACAACUCUUUCCAGGGAACAAAAUCAUUUUAUUGAUAGUGACAGCAUGGCUUUAGAUAACAUACAAAAAAGUGAUAGGACAGCUCAUGUGUUACACCCUAGUGGUGGAAAUAUGAGCAAUUUAAGGGAGACAACUAUCAACAAAUCAAUGGAAUAUUCAAGUUCUAGUCCCGUUGCUAUGACAACUACCAGCAGUAUGUCUGGCCCACCUUCUUAUAGCUCUAUUCUCAAAGCUAAAAAACAUGUUGUGACAUUUGAUGAAACACAGCUUCAACAGAAUGAAAGACUAUUGAAAGAGAGUAAAGCAAGGGAGGUAACUGAAUCAGCAGAGUCACGAGUAAGCAGAAAACGUCGGAAACGUCGGGAGAUGAUGAACCAAGCAGCCGAGGAGGAACUUGCCGAGAUCGGACUCGAACAGGACAUGUUACGGGAGCUCAACCUCAAACCUGCCGCAGCUAAAAAAACUGGCUCAGAAGGGGGCCCAAAAGGGGACAACAAGUGCUAA
Mizuhopecten yessoensis (Yesso scallop) is the source of this 1470-nucleotide messenger RNA. RefSeq lists its product as uncharacterized. Bases 118 to 1470 code for a protein of 450 amino acids. The record is from RefSeq and is a predicted model, not a curated record. The transcript is spliced from 4 exons. Lineage: Eukaryota; Metazoa; Mollusca; Bivalvia; Pectinida; Pectinidae.